GGGAACUCUGUGGAGAGGAAGAUCUACAUCCCCCUGAACAAAACAGCGCCCUGCGUGCGCCUCCUGAACGCCACCCACCAGAUCGGCUGCCCUGAGGCGCGCUCUCUUUCCACAGCCUCCAUCAGCGGAGACACAGGGGUGAUCCACGUAGUUGAGAAGGAGGAGGACCUCAACUGGGUGCUCGCUGAUGGCCCCCACCCGCCCUACAUGAUCCUGUUGGACGGGAACCUCUUCAACAGGAAGGUGCUGAUGCAGCUGAAGGGAACCUCCCGAGUGUCCGGCCUCGCCGUGGACAUCGCCAAGCCCAGCCCUCCCCAGGGCUUCUCCCCUGGUUUGAAAUGUCCCAACGAGGGGUUCGGUGUUUAUUCCAAAGAUUACGGCCCACAGUUUGCGAACUGCAACAGGACCGUGUGGAAUCCCGUGGGGAGCGGGCUUUCGUACGAGGAUUUUGACUUCCCGAUAUUUCUCCUUGAAGAUGCCAACGAGACACAAGUGAUUAAGCAGUGUUAUCAAGACCACAACGUCCCUCGGGAUGGAUCUGGUCCCCAGUACCCUCUCUGCGCCAUGCAGCUUUUUUCCCACAUGCACGCUGUCACCAGCACCGUUACCUGCAUGAGGCGCAGCUCCCUCCAAAGCACCUUCAGCAUUAAUCCAGAGGUUGUGUGUGAUCCUCUUCUUGAUUACAACGUGUGGAGCACCUUGCAGCCCAUCAACUCCUCCGGAAAAGUCGAGCCUGAGAAGGAAGUCAUUAUCGUCGCUACGCGAAUCGACAGCCAUUCCUUCUUCUGGAACAUCGCACCUGGGGCAGAGAGUGCCGUCUCUUCUUUUGUCACCCACUUGGCUGCUGCAGAAGCCCUUCAUAAAGCCUCAGAUAUUCAUUUGCUGCAAAGAAAUAUAAUGUUCACCUUCUUCCAAGGGGAGACCUUUGAUUACAUCGGCAGCUCCCGAAUGGUGUACGAUAUGGAAAAAGAUGUGUUUCCUCUACGCUUGGAGAACAUUCAUUCGUUUGUGGAGUUGAAUCAGGUGGCUCUAAGGAAUGACUCCAUUUUAUGGAUGCACACGGACCCCGUCUCUCGAAUGAACGAAUCUGUUCAAGAGCAGGUUAGAAACUUGCUCGAUGUUCUGAGUAGCAGCAGCGCAGGAGCAAACGUGACUUUGCAGGAAGUUGGAUUUUCGCAGCCUCUUCCCCCAUCUUCCUUCCAGCGCUUCCUUCGAGCCCGGCACAUCCCUGGAGUGGUUCUGACUGACCACCAGACUGCCUUCCAGAACAGAUACUACCAGAGCAUGUACGACACUCCAGAGAACAUCCGGAUGCAAUACCCCGAGGGGCUUAGCCCCGACGAGACCUUGGAGUAUGUCACGGACACAGCCAAGUCCCUGGCAGAAGUUGCCACAGUUGUCGCCCGUGCUCUCUACCGGCUUGCGGGGGGAGCCAACAACACCUCUGCUAUUCAAGCAGAUCCAAAAACGGUCACUCGAAUGUUGUACGGGUUUCUGAUUAAAAUGAACAAUUCCUGGUUUCAGUCCAUCAUUAAACCAGACCUGAAAGAAAUUCUGGGUGAUGUUCCCCAACACUACGUCGCCGUUUCCAGCCCUGUGAACACUACGUACCUUGUGCAGUAUGUCCUGGCCAACCUCACGGGCACUGUUGUUAAUCUCACCAAGGAAGAGUGCCAGAACCUUCAAAAAACCCCCUACAGCGAGAAGGAGCCGUACGAUUACGCCUGGGUGCAGGGUUCCCUCGACCCUAACUCGACAUCACGAGUCCCCUACUGCAUUCGGUCGACCGUUCGCCUGAGCAAAGCGCUCUCUCCUGCCUUCGAGCUGAGACAAUGGGGGUCCACAGAGUAUUCCACGUGGACAGAGAGUCGGUGGAAAGAGAUUCGGGCCCGAAUAUUUCUAGUAGCCAGCAAGGAGCUAGAGAUCAUCACUUUGGUCGUGGGCAUCGUCAUUCUGAUCGUCUCUCUCCUCGCCACCUAUUUUAUCAACGCCAAAGCCGAUGUACUUUUUACCAUCCCACGAAACCCCGGGGCUGUGGCUUACUGAAGAUGCUCUCAGGGGCUUGAGAAGUCUUAGCCCUUGGAUUUACAAUUUUCAAAGAGAAAACUACACUGGAACGCCCCUCUCUCCGGAUAGGGAUGCAAACGGUUCUCUCCGGAGUUUCUCGGGUUCUGAGCCCCAAAACAGAAGAGUCUUGCCCAGAAAGCCAUGCCGACCCAGCCCUAAAGA
Messenger RNA from Pterocles gutturalis (yellow-throated sandgrouse), 2229 nucleotides. RefSeq names its product nicastrin (gene NCSTN). Gene Ontology annotation, cellular component: membrane. Gene Ontology annotation, biological process: Notch receptor processing; protein processing. The record is from RefSeq and is a predicted model, not a curated record. NCBI's taxonomy places the organism in Eukaryota, Metazoa, Chordata, Aves, Pterocliformes, Pteroclidae. The annotation marks the transcript as partial. The transcript is spliced from 16 exons.